Staurois parvus is the source of this 499-nucleotide messenger RNA. The record is from the annotation of a GenBank genome assembly. Lineage: Eukaryota; Metazoa; Chordata; Amphibia; Anura; Ranidae.
UGCCACCUGUCAGUGUCCAUCAGUGCCUUGUGUCAGUGCUCAUUAGUGCCUCGUGCCAGUGCCCAUCAGUGCCACAUCAAUGCCACAUAUCAGUGCCUACCAGUGCACAUCAAUGCCGCAUAUCAGUGCCCAUCUGAGCUGCCUUUCAGUGUCACCCAUCAGUGUCUGUCAGUGCCACCUAUCAGUGCUGCCAAUCAGUUCCACCUAUCAGUGCCAGUCGGUGCCGCCUAUGAGUGCCAGUCAGUGCCUCCUAUCAGUGCGCAUCAUCAGUGCCACCUAUCAGUGCCUGUCAGUGCUGCCUAUCAGUGCCAUGUAUCAGUGCUGCCUUUCAGUGCCCAUCAGUGAUGCCUGUCAAUGCCCAUCAGUGCCACCUACCAGUGCCUCCUCAUCAGUGCCACCUAUCAGUGUCCAUCAGUGCAGCCUAUCAGUGCCCAUCACUGCAGCCUCAUUAGCGCAUAUCAGUGAAGGAGAAAAAUCACUUAUUUACAAAAUUUUAUAA